AUGCGAGCACUAUUCGAUUAUGAUCCUGAAGAUGACAUUUAUGUGCCAUGUAAAGAGUUGGCACUGAAAUUCCAACGUGGAGACAUUUUGCAUGUGUUAAGCACGGAAGAUGAGAAUUGGUGGCAAGCUUAUAGAGAAGGAGAGGACACAUCACAGUCAUUAGCAGGACUCAUACCGAGUUCGAGUUUUCAUCAACAGUACGUCCACCAUGAUUCUCUGUUCUCUCAUUUAGACCUGCUAACAUAUGAAGAAGUGGUACUCCAUCUUGCUCGCACCGACAGGAAAAGAACAUUGGUCCUAUGCGGUCCGGAAGGUGUUGGUUGUCUGCAACUGCGGCAACGACUCCUGGAAUCAGAUCGAGAUCGCCUUGCUGGACCUGUACCUUACACCACUCGACCACCAAAAGAUGGAGAACUUGAUGGGAUCCAUUAUCACUUUAUCUCAAAACAGCAAUUUCUCGAUGAUGCGAAGGCAGGGAAGUUUGUCGAAUACGGCGAGUUCGAGAAGCAUAUGUAUGGCACAGCCGUAGCCGACAUUAUUAAUGUUAUCCGAAGGUCGAAAACUUGCGUUUUGACGCUCAAAGCGGAGUCUCUUAUCGCCGUUCGAACAGCUGAAAUUAUGCCAUUCAUACUCCUUGUCGCUCCUCCUUCAUUGCAAACCUUACGCAGACAAAAGGAAUGCGCAGGCCAGUUUAAUGUAAAGGAUGAUGAAUUAAAGAGCAUUUUGUCACAAGGGAAAAACAUCGAACAGGUAAGGGAACUGUUGCUGAAUUUCGUUACUCCCAAAACGAAUAUUUUUUUCAGAAAUUCGGUCAUCUAUUUGACA
Strongylus vulgaris is the source of this 825-nucleotide messenger RNA. Lineage: Eukaryota; Metazoa; Nematoda; Chromadorea; Rhabditida; Strongylidae. The record is from the annotation of a GenBank genome assembly.